UUCGAAGCGUAUGCACGUAUAUGUCUCGAUUGUGCGUGUAUAUUUAUUAAUUUAUUUUUUAUUUUACCUAACGUUUCUUUCCUCCUUGGGCGUUCGGAGAGUGUGUUUUGCUUCUGAGUCUGGAGCUCGCGAUGACAGUACCGCGAACGACGUAGAAGUCGAGAAAUGUUAUUUUGGCGACGAUUGUAAAACAAUUUAGAAGAUUAAUUCAACGAAUAAUAACGUGCGCGACCCCAGAACAACCGUGAACGCCUAUCGCGAUACGCGUGUCGAAAAAUCGUGGAAAAUCGAGUUACAAAAAAACCUUGGCCAGUGAAACUUCAAGUUUGGACGAGAAUCUCGCCAAUCACCAAGUGUGCAAAACGUAACACCAAAAAAUAGUUUUCGGUGUUGUCAUCGAUUGUGAAAACUUGCGAGAUUGAUACAAGUCGGUGUUAUCAUCGUCGCAAAGAAAAGAUAAACCGUAAUCGAAAGACGUACCUGAAUCCGUGAACGCGUGACGGAUUGUUGCAACCUCGGUGUGAGACCACCGGGCAAUAGAGAAGAUUCCACGAGGUGACAAGCAGUGACACAACAACGACGUUCCACAGUGAAACCGAGAUUUGAAAAUACGGAAACGGAAACAUCUGAAUAGCAAGUAGGCGCAGAGUAGUGAUCAGCGCGCAGCGUUGAAGAGCGUCGUCUCUACGUGUGUGAUACACACAAGAGUGAAUAUGCACCAGUGUGUUAUUGUUUUGGUUGCUGUUUUUUUCGGAGUUUAAAUCCGAAACAACCGUGUUCUGUGUUUUGGUAUCGAGAUCCCGGUAGAAGAGGGCCCAAAUAAAUGCUACAAUUAAUUUGAAUAAUCUUGAAUGAAGCAACCGAAAUUAACAUAAUUCGUAUACUCGCGCGGGACGCCAGUGUGGACGCAGUUGUUGUUUGAGAGGAGAGCACCUCACUUCCAAGUGGGGGCAACAUCUGUGCUAAGGGGACUUCAACCUGAGUUUUUGUUGGGGAGCCGAAUCAAAAAACACACGAAAAAGAAAAUACUGUAAAAAUUCCGGCAGCCAGCGCCAGUAAAACAAUUCGAGCAUCGAGUUGACGCGAGAAGAAACGAAACGAGAAGUUAUUAGCGAAGAACAAACACCUCUGCUUGGAGAGAGAUGAUUGAUUGAUUCUACACUGCGGCUUUGAGUUAUCGGUAUAGGUCCGCUGGUGGAGCAUUAGAGACUUACAAGUUCGGUCAGGGUGUUUGGUGGAAGCUGCUUGAGAUAAAGAGACUGAGAGAAAGAUAAAUAAAACAGGUCCCCCUGAUUUGAUUACUUUGACGUGAUCGACAUUUUUUGCUUCGAGAUCGUCAACCAGAACGCGACUGACCUGUUUGCUGCGGAGCACCGAUCAGGUGGAAGCAAUUUUUUUGGGUCGGUAACCUGACAGCGCCAAAACGCUACUGCGAGAUACGAUUGGCUGGAACGGUUCAGACCAAGUGCCCACGGUGGCGUGUUAUGAUAGUGACCCCUAUUUUCGUAAAAUAGUAAAACUGAGCCCAAAUUUGGAGCCCUACCCCGCCAGCGUGGAAGGGCUUAACAGCCCUAGAGCGGUGGGGAUGGCCGCCACCACGUAUUUAUCGCCCAGUGGGGAGCUGGAUAUGGCCUUAGGCGGCGGAUACCACACAUCUUCACCGCGGAGUGCAGUGGAUGCGAACGAGAUGAAGUACAUGCAUCACCACCACCAGAGUCACCACCAUGUGCCCUCUAGUCCUAGUCCGAACCCGGCUGGUCUGGGUUCGGUGACGGGUGGUUUGGGCGGUGUCGGUGGAAAUCCUUGGGCGGCACUGCAAACAUCGGAUCCCUGGGCGUUGCAUUCCCAUCACCCUCACUCGCACCCGCAUGCAACCGAUGUCAAGCAGGAAAUGCAUUUAUCCCAACAGGCUCGGGCACAGCAAGGAAUGGCAUCUCCACAUGCGUGGCAUGCACCGGUGCAUCCUGGAACGCACUACGCCACCGGAGGAUCUCCACUGCAAUACCAUCAUCCGAUGAAUGGUAUGCUCCAUCAUCCCGCUCAUCCUGCUCAUCACCAAAGUGCACCUCCCCUGCAUCACUCGUUGCGGGGAGAAUCGCCUCAGCUGCACAUACCACACCACCACCUGCAAGGCGAUCGGGAUGUGAGUGCCGGCGAAGACGAUACCCCCACGUCGGACGAUCUAGAGGCAUUUGCGAAGCAAUUCAAACAAAGACGAAUUAAGCUAGGAUUCACCCAGGCCGACGUUGGUCUAGCACUUGGCACCCUGUAUGGCAAUGUUUUCUCCCAGACAACGAUAUGUCGAUUCGAGGCUCUACAGUUAAGUUUUAAAAAUAUGUGCAAACUAAAGCCAUUGCUACAAAAAUGGCUGGAAGAGGCUGACUCUACUACGGGCUCAUCGACCAGCAUCGACAAAAUAGCUGCCCAGGGUCGGAAACGGAAAAAGCGCACCAGCAUCGAGGUAUCGGUCAAGGGAGCCCUAGAACAGCACUUCCACAAACAGCCGAAACCCUCGGCACAGGAAAUCACCAGUCUUGCCGAUUCGCUGCAGCUCGAGAAGGAAGUCGUCCGGGUAUGGUUCUGCAACCGACGGCAGAAGGAAAAACGGAUGACGCCACCAAAUACGAUGGGUGGUGACAUGAUGGAUGGAAUGCCACAGGGUCACAUGGGCCAUCCGGGACACGGUUAUCAUCCGCAUCACGAUAUGCACGGCAGUCCAAUGGGAGCCCACAGCCACAGCCACAGUCCGCCCAUGCUCAGCCCUCAGAGUAUGGGCGGUGGAGGGCACCAUCAGCUAACGGCCCACUAGCAAUCAGAGCACCAGGAGUCCAACAAUAAACCGGCGGUAUUUCAACCGAUGCAUCACCACCACCACCACCACCAUCAUCCCCACGCAGGGAUUAUGCAUCCACAUGCCGCCGGUGUUGUCUCCUCAUCCGCCAACGAGAAUAAUAGCUAUAGCAUAGCAUCGACCACCACAAAUACCUCUUCGCCACCGUCAGCGUCGUCGUCGUCCUCUUCCACGGCGGCGGCCGCCGCAGCCGCAGCCGCUGCAGCAGCCGCCUCCUCGGGAGCAUCACCAUCGUCGUCGUCGUCAUCGGUGGCCGCCGCUGCUGCCGCACAAAUGUACAUAGAUCACCGGCAUCACCAGCAGCAGCAGCAGAUGCACGCUAGGCGGAUAUUUCAGGAGUGGACUCUGCAGUUCGGACCAACCGGAACAGCAACUGGUGCAAGAUAUUUGAACUAAAACCCCUCACACAGUUCCCCUUUCCCCAAUAAACUUCCCCAAUCGACGUCGAGUACACAACACGUCGCCAUCUCGAGAGAACGGAACCGAUGAUGUUCCAAUAGCAGAAGUAGCAGCAGCAUCACACACAAACACUCAACAGCAGCAGCAGCAACUUAAACCACGGAAGCAAACCAACCAUCCGAGAUGCAAGCUAGUAAAAUGUAUAAUGAAUUAAUGAUGUCCCCUGCUCCGAGGAUCCCUUCCCAUUUUUCCCCAUUCCUUUCCCAAAAACUCUAAAUAAAUUGUUUAAAUACUAGUUUAAACUCUAAACAAAAGAAAAAACCGAAGCAACAAAGCGACAAGUGGUGACUUAAAACUAUUGGUGAAAACAAGAAAACCGAAUCGCGAUCUAUGUUUACCUGUAAAUAGCGAAUAAUGAAGCGAAGAAGAGUAAUACAAUGAAAAAAAGAGUAAUACAACCUAAGUUAAUAUAGUAAUGGAUCAGUACCGCGUAAGAACCAAACAAAGAACAACAACAAGUUUAGACAAAAAAAACGAGUACGAAAAAAAGGUUAGAAUUUCUAAAGUACAAGAGUAAGUAAUAGAGCGACUCCAGCGGGCAAUCGGCAAAUGAGCUACAACAAACAAACAUACUUACCCUAAUCAUAGAUAGAAGUUGAAAAAUUUUGGCGAUCGACAGCGAAGCUCAGAGUUGUUCUCAAAGUGAUAACCGGAAAAGAAACAGAAAAUCUCUCUGAAUGCAUGAAAUGUGAAUCUCUCUGUUAAGAAAAAUGAAAAUUGUAUGAAAAAUCCUGCAGAAAUAGAUGAUGUUGAUUGACUUAAAAACCAAUCGAUAAUCGAAACAAUCGAACUCCCAUCGGCUCCGGCUGUGCGUGUGUAAGUACUUUUCAUUUGAAGUAAAAGAAAUCAUCAGUCUGUGGGGUCUUUUUAGUGGAGUUUUACCGGGAGUCUCUUUCUCUUGUUGUGUUGAGUGAUGUUUUCCAGUUUUUGUUUCCGCUUUGCCGAAGAAUAGUGGUAAAUUUUUACAAUUGAGCCGCCGUCUUCGCGGCUCCUCGUGAGAGUAUCUUGCAAUUAAAUUUGAUGACCCGUGAGUGUGUGUAUUGGUUGCCGCCGCCGUGGAUAUUGCACUUUAUUGGCGUAGUUGCCGUUUUUUUUCACGGGAAAUUUCCGGUCGAGGUGAAAACGCGAUUCCUACUGCUGCUGGGUAAUUCCGGCGGCCGACGGAGGGUCGGCAAAAUAUAAGCAGAAAAAAGGUCGGCUGCCAUAAAUUUUUCAAGUAUCGUUCUUCUUUCGGGUGCGCCCACCUUUAACAGAGGUGUAGUAGUGCUUCCCGAAACACCUUAGAGAAAAAAAAGUGCCAGAUUCUGUGCGGCCUGUGUCGAGGCACAGUAGUCUCUCUCUCCUUCGGUGCGGCUUGGUUUCUCGGCUCGUUUCCACACCGGGUGGUACGGGAAAUUUCCUGUCCAGGAAAUUCCGGUAGUAUCCUCUCGUUUUUACGAGCCUACAGCCAGCCGGUACCCAUUUGGUGGCGGAGAUCUACUCGCUACUCUAGAUGUAUGCCUACAACGGCACCCAGGCCGAUUAGUGAUGAUUGUUUCUCUGGUUCUGCUUCUCUUCACACCUUCGCCCCGAUCUUCUUGCUGUUGUUGUCGCUGCAAAAUUUAGAAGGCACCAUACACUCGGAAUUGCUGCGGAACUGCUCGGUUGCUUGGAGUUUCCAUUUGUUUUUGCCGUCGGGGGUCUCUCAAUUUGCUCGGUCAACAAAGGGCAGGGAUGUGUAUUGAUUGGGCUUUACCGGGUGUGCGCCACCAGGUUCCUACCUGGACCUCUCUCUCCUGUUGCUGCCGUGAGAAGUGGGACGGGCUUUGAGGAAAUUCCCUUAAUCAUUUUUAAAUUACCGGGCGCAAUAUUCCUCACCUCCUCAACAGAGAUCCUGAUCCUUAGGCUUCGGCUUCGGGAAAGAUAUGACUUAAACCGGGGAAUCCCUCCUGGCAUUUAUUUGACUUUGACUGCAGAUGAUUUGGUGAAUUUUGGGAAAAUCGAUUUUGUUGUUUUGAUUUUUUCGGAUUUUCUUCUAGGCCUGGGACUUUUACAAAGCCUACUAUAGGCCGUAUAAUGAUUUCGAACACAAAGGAGCAAAAAUAAACAAAAAUUGUGUAUACAUCGUAUAAACCGCUGUAAAAAGUGUCAGUUUUAAGGAAAAUGUACAUCAUUUAUGUAAAUUUUUUAUGUAAGGAAAUUGUGUUAAUGAUACCGCUUACAAAAAAGAGAUAAGAAAAGUCAGAAAUCGAUAGUUCAAGUUCACGGUUAAAGUACCACCUUGCAGAAAUUUCUCGCAAAACAGAAGUUAAAAAAGCGUAAACGAUCUGUGCUACGAUCAUCUACUACACUCUACCAACAACAGUGACGUCUGAAUUUGAGUAACGCAAAAGUGCGUGCUCAUUGCGCCGCAUUUCGCGGCUCGCGAGUACAGUCCGAAUGAAUGAAAUAAAACCCACGGGCGCUAAAUAACCGUAGCACCGAAAAAUGCAUGGAACGGAAACAAAAAGUCGGCCUAUAAAGAAGUUACCUUUACAACUUCGGGCGGAGGGUUUCGAGCAAGCAAGCUUUCUAGGGGACGACGACGAUGGUUCUUAUCGGUCACCUAAUUUUCCAGUUUUUCUUCCGCUCGUGUUUUCAUUCUUCAGGGAACGGUUUUUUUUCUCAUUCGUACCUUUGUAUAUCCCCGUUAAAUUAUAGCAAGCAAGCAAGCAACAACAACAAGAAUUUAACAUCAGGGCAGGUGGUUUGGUGUCUUUCUUGCUGAAUUUGCGCCUCCAUCCUGGUUGUUAAUCGACGCCGGGUUCUUUGUUGCAAAAAUAAUGCGUUCCGACUUUUAUUGGCUUUGUUAAGGUCAAGUUUUGCCUGAUGUAAACUUUUUUUCUUAAUGAAUUGGUAAAGAAAAUUUCAUUUUGUUUGUAGUUAUUCAUUAUUUUGAAAUUUUUUAGCUUGUUUUUUUUAUUAAUAAGCUACUUGGGCGCUUUAUCCUGGCAAAGUCUGGAUUUUUUAGGCCCUAUGAUGAUUUAUUUAUUAACUGUAAUAGCAAGUUCACUGGUGUUGGGAAAAAGUGGUAGAGGUUUUGACACUUGUAGCACAUUUUGAAAAUUUUACCAUGUAAAAAUGUUUUCAAGAUCUUUGGGCGUUGAAUUUUUUUAUAACACUAUUUCAAUUUCAGCCGUAUUUAAUAGAAAUCGAGCUAGUUUUGCAUCACAGCAUGCAAAAAUACAAUACGUGUUGUAAGAGCAAGUUCACUGGUGUUGGGAAAAAGUGGUAGAAAUUUUGACAUUUUGAAAAUUUUUCCAUGCAAAAAUGUUUUAAGACCCUUGGGCGUUGUAUUUUUUACAUCACUGUUUCUAUUUCAGCCGUAUGUGAUACAAAUAUUGCUAUUUUUGGUUAACAGCAUGCGAAACUACAACACGUGUUGUUUAAAAACUAGAAGGCCACAGAUCUUGAAAAUGUUUUUGCACGGCAAAAUUUUCAAAAUAUUCUAAAAGUGUCAAAAUUUCUAGAACUUUUUCCCAACACGAGUGAAUUUGCUGUAACAAAUGGUAAGUUGGUUUCGGAUCGGAAAAAAGUAUUUUCAAGAAUGUCAAGAAUGUUCAAGAAGGCCCGUUUUUGCGAUUCUGUCACUGAUGAUGUAAUGAAAUUUGAAAAUAUUUCAAAAGAAAUUGUUUCGCUGAAGUGGCUUACUGAUUGGCUUGAUAUUACAACUUUGACCUUCUAGAAAAAUUUUUCGCUGAAAAAUUCCCUGAGACUAAGUUUUUUGAUUACAAACAACUCUUGUUUUUGGCUCUUUAAAAUCUUCGGAAAGAGCCGUUUCAAAUAAACAAAGUAAAAAAAUAGCUCUUGGUCUACGAAAAACUUCAUAAAUGAGAAAAUUUGUAAGCUGUUUUUUUUUUAAAUUGCAUAUGCACAGGGGCUAAAGAACAUGACUUUCAGUACUUUUUCGGUUGUAGAUUUUAAACACUUCAACCAAUUUAUCGUAAAAUUUUAAACAUAUUUGCACUGAUCUAUAGCUAUAUUUUUAUGUACUUUUUGUUCAAAUGAGAUAUUUAAACUUACCUACAUAAAAGUAAAUAGAGUGCACAUUUUUCGAAUUUUUGUCUUACUUUCCCAACGCCGCCUUUAGACGGGGUUUAUAUUUCAUCUCUUUUUCCUAACUUAGG
Uranotaenia lowii is the source of this 7455-nucleotide messenger RNA. RefSeq names its product POU domain protein CF1A (gene vvl). NCBI's taxonomy places the organism in Eukaryota, Metazoa, Arthropoda, Insecta, Diptera, Culicidae. Gene Ontology annotation, molecular function: DNA-binding transcription factor activity, RNA polymerase II-specific; RNA polymerase II cis-regulatory region sequence-specific DNA binding. Gene Ontology annotation, biological process: regulation of transcription by RNA polymerase II. The transcript has a single exon. The record is from RefSeq and is a predicted model, not a curated record.